Messenger RNA from Pyrus x bretschneideri (Chinese white pear), 666 nucleotides. RefSeq lists its product as uncharacterized. The transcript is spliced from 2 exons. The record is from RefSeq and is a predicted model, not a curated record. NCBI's taxonomy places the organism in Eukaryota, Viridiplantae, Streptophyta, Magnoliopsida, Rosales, Rosaceae. Bases 1 to 666 code for a protein of 221 amino acids.
AUGGCGUCGUCCACUUCUUCACCGAAUCCUGAAAUUGUUCCUCCACAUCCUGCACCGAAUGAGCUCUACAAGCUCACCGGCAUCGUUGAUGGCUUCAAGCCUUGUCCACCGCCUUAUCUUCUUGAUCCGAUCUAUCGCCCUACUGUAGCUCCUAAUCCUGCCUAUGAAGCUUGGUAUGAGAAGGAUCAAAAUAUCAUGAUUUGGCUUAACUCCACCCUUUUUGAAGAAAUUAUUCCAUUUACUGUUGGUGUGACUUUAUCUUGUGAUCUCUGGCUUAAUCUUGAGAAUCGAUUCGGAGAUGUUUCUGCGGCUCAUAUUCAUCAACUAAGAUCUCGUUUACACUAUGUCACCAAAGGUAAUCUCUCAAUUUCUGAGUAUCUGCAAAGCAUUAAAGGUAUUUCUGAUGCUUUAAUGGCGGUUGGAUCACCAGUCUCUGAUCAUGACCUAAUUGCUGUCACUCUCAAUGGCUUAUCUGAUGAAUAUGAAUCCUUCAUUGAAUCUAUUAUGCUACGAAUUUCAUCAACUACUCUGGAUGAACUUCAUGGUUUGUUGAUCAACAAGGAAUUAUUCAUGAAUCGCAAAAAGAAGGGCACUGUUUCUUCUGCUCAAGAGCCUUUUCAGGCCUUUGCCGCUCAAUCUCAGGGCCCUCUCCUUCCUACAUCAUAG